This is a messenger RNA of Amphiprion ocellaris (clown anemonefish), 890 nucleotides long. It is a transcript of the gene atp6v1g1, whose product is annotated as ATPase H+ transporting V1 subunit G1. Gene Ontology annotation, molecular function: proton-transporting ATPase activity, rotational mechanism. Gene Ontology annotation, cellular component: vacuolar proton-transporting V-type ATPase complex. The coding region runs from base 120 to 476 and encodes 118 amino acids. The record is from RefSeq and is a predicted model, not a curated record. Gene Ontology annotation, biological process: proton transmembrane transport. The transcript has 3 exons. NCBI's taxonomy places the organism in Eukaryota, Metazoa, Chordata, Actinopteri, Pomacentridae.
CACAGUGUGACGUGUGAUCAGCUGACUGCAGCGGAACGAUUCUGAUCCUCCGUCGACCUUCCUCCGGUUCUUUCCUCCAGUUCUCCGUCGGUUCCGGUGCCGCCGUUGUGUGACCCAGCAUGGCCAGCCAGUCCCAGGGCAUCCAGCAGCUGCUGCAGGCCGAGAAGAGAGCGGCCGAGAAGGUGGCCGAGGCCCGCAAACGUAAGAACCGUCGGCUGAAGCAGGCGAAGGAAGAAGCUCAGGCUGAGAUCGAACAAUAUCGACUGCAGAGAGAGAAAGAGUUCAAGACCAAGGAGGCGGCAGCCCUCGGUUCCCAUGGUAACAGCGCGGUGGAGGUGGACCGGGACACGGCUGAGCGGAUGGGGCGUAUCCAGGCCAGUUACCGUGGUAACCGGGAGGCGGUGCUGGGAGAGCUGCUGCGACGUGUCUGCGACAUCCAGCCCGAGUUCCACGCCAACUACCGUGUGGCCGGCUGAGGGGUGGGGCCACUGAGCGGUGUGGGCGGGGUCAGGUUAUGAGGGGCGGGGCUAGCUGAGCAGAAAGGAUGCUAGCAGCGUUAGCAGGGUUAGCUGAAGGUUCUAAGAGGGUUCUGGCCCGCUUCCUGUCGGUGUUACCAUUUAUUUAUAGAUCACACAUUAACCUCCUGCUCAUUGGUUGGAGGCUUCCCCACCUGUCAGCCAAUCAGAGCUCAGUUUAAAGUCAGACUAGGACAGCCAGCACUCAGCUGCUGGCUAUCGUGGCUCUUUGAUCUCAGAUCUGAUUGGUUGGACAAAAUAUAAAGGCUUUUAUUGUGAAACUCUUGUGCAUUCCUACAGUGCUGUUUUCUGUUAGUGCUCAUGUGACUUCCUGUUGUUGUCUGUGAUGAAACAUUAAAGUCAAUGUUGAUUGGA